CAAGCACACUUUCACUUGAGCUUGUCUUUGAGAAUGCUGCAGAAGUAUCCGCCUCAGGCCAUCGUUGGCUGUAGCGCUCAGUUCCAAUAGAGCCUUGGCAGCUGGUUCCGUCUCGACCAAGGCGCAGCGCCGCAGGCUGUCCUGAUGGAGGCUGCAGUGUUUCCCAUGAUGGACCUCUUUGGGAAUGCAAGCGAUUCUGAUGGUGAUGGUGGUGGUGGUGCACAUGCCAAUGGGGAAGAAAGUGGUGCUACGCAGAACCAACAGUACGUUGAGAAUGAGCACCAGUUCCCUGGAGUGUCACUCAUCAUCCGCGAGUUCGACUUCCACCCUGUGAACGCCAACUUGGUAUGGCCAGGAACGGCCUCCUUUGCCGAGUGGCUGGUGGAGAACCGGACGCUUGUCGAGGGAAAGAAGGUCUUGGAAAUUGGCAGUGGUACGGGUAUCCUGGCAAUCUUCCUGGCGAAAGCCCUGCGGUGCAGAGUGACGACCAGCGACUACGACGAUGCAGAGAUCGAAGAGAACAUUGCGUACAACUUUCGAAGGAACGGCCUCGACCCUCCUCCCCACCUCAGACACACCUGGGGGACUCCACUGGAGGCGAACAGUCAUACGUGGGACGUGCUUGUGGCGAGUGAUAUUCUUCUGUACGUCAAACAGUACGAGAAUCUCAUCGACACGCUCAAGUAUCUUCUUACCAAUGGGGCAAGGGAGGAGGGAGCGGCCUCAGUGUUAAACGGCAGGCAGCUUACAGCCUCAGGGGAAUCGAGUGACAUCGUCCCGAACGACCAGCCGCAGAUUAGUGGGAAGGAAAACGUAGCGGAAGAAGCUGACCCUAAGAGGCUUGCGCGCCCUUAUUUCCUGAUGAGCUGGCGGAGGAGAAUACCGAAAGCGGACGAAGCUAAGUUUUUCGAGGGCUGCAGGACCGCUGGGCUCUUUGUAACCGACGUAGGACCCCGAAUAUACUGCAUCACAGCUCAGUGCUGGCAACGUUGAGGUCCCUUUCAGAUCCUGUUGGAUGCGCUCGUUUGACAAUUUGACCAAACUAUGCAGCAGGCCCGGCCUUCCCACAUGGACGACUAUACGCGGGCUACGAUAGAUCAAGCGAUAACAACGGCUGUAAGAUGUGAUCAGCAGAAUGAUCUUGAAUUGCGAGAGCGGUCUUGGGCUUGCGAGUGCAGGACCCAUGGGCAUGACACGACGGUGCAGGCAGGCCAGUCCGAAAUUGAAUCGUGAAUACUUGGGCGCA
This is a messenger RNA of Klebsormidium nitens, 1246 nucleotides long. The record is from the annotation of a GenBank genome assembly. NCBI's taxonomy places the organism in Eukaryota, Viridiplantae, Streptophyta, Klebsormidiophyceae, Klebsormidiales, Klebsormidiaceae.